AUGGGUGAGGACGAGUGGGCUCCAUUUUGUGACGAGUACGUACCCUAUUGUGUUUAUAGCCUCUGCCUGACUUUAGCUGCCAGGGAAGAGUGGGGUCUCGCCGAGUGGCUUGUAAAAAGCCUUGGACAGACUCGAACCAAUGAAUUUCUAAAGUUACCAAUUACACGAAACCAAAUGCAACCUUCAUUCCACAACAACCGAUCAUUCCUCAAGAAGGUUGAUGAACUCCUGCAUGGAGCCACCUGGAGCUGUAAGAAGAUUAGUGUUCAGGGAAAUAGAACAGACGAAAAAGGCAAACCGUUGCACGAAGAUGUUGAACUGUGGAUGCGCAAUCCUGUAGAGUGCAUCAAAGACUUGAUCGGAAAUCCUUUGUUCAAGGAUCAAAUGGUGUACACACCUGCUUGCGCAUACAUGGACUCUGCAGGACUCCACCGAGUGAUAGAUGAUAUGUGGACUGCAGAUUGGUGGUGUGACAUGCAAGUAAGCACCAUACCAAAAAAACAUCAAAAAUGA
Messenger RNA from Suillus bovinus, 513 nucleotides. RefSeq lists its product as uncharacterized. The coding region runs from base 1 to 513 and encodes 170 amino acids. The transcript has 2 exons. The record is from RefSeq and is a predicted model, not a curated record. Lineage: Eukaryota; Fungi; Basidiomycota; Agaricomycetes; Boletales; Suillaceae.